AUGGAAGAACUGAAAGAAAAUGUACGCAAAUACAACAAUCCUUUUUACUUACGAGCAUAUAACGUUCAAUCUUUGGAUGAACUCGGUGAAAAUAAAAGGUUAAAUUUCAACAAAACAUAUAGAAAUGAAACAUUGUUUAAAGUUCAUUCAGAACCUAACCAAUAUGGAAACAAACCUACUUUUGUUUCUGCAGACGAUGGAACUACAAUGAGAUGGGGUCAUAAAGCUAAUCCGGAUAGGUGGUUCAUAAACUUACAACCUCAAUUCCAAGAAGUUGUAGACGCAAUGGAAGUGAAUGGUGAACCAGAUAUAGCUGGUAUUUUCAGCGCGGCUUUAAUGCCAUUGAAAGAUAUGAAAGAUGCAGAUAUUUUGAACCAGUAUGAAAUGAACAUGGCUGAUGGAAAUAUAACACCUGACGUUCUAGAACAUUUAUCUCAAAGAACUACACAGAACCAUAGAGAUGGUAUAUUUGGUGAAGAGUUUAGAAAGAGAGUUAGGGAGAGAGAAGGAAGAGAACCUAUUGUACAUGACCUUGCAAACGAAAGUUUGCAAAAUGUCAUAAAAACUUACUUUGCAGACAAUGAACAGAAAAGGGAUGAAUAUUUAAGAAAACUCAAAUGGACAGUACCAAAUGAAAUGUUAGUAUUGAAAAACAUGUUCCUUGACAAAAUAAAACCAACUACAGAAAUAAAUGACGCAAGACUGGAACAUUGGGUAAAAGCUUUCCCAUUCACAAAAGAUAUUAUUGGUUACAUGGAAAGAAAACCAGAAUGGCUACAAAAACAUAUAUUUGGAAACGAGCAUAUUCCAUAUGGUCAGGCACUGUUUGAAGAGCUUGAACCGGAAACUCAGGAAAGAGUCAUGCAAACAAUAAGCGAAGACUCAAAUACAGACUAUGACAAAAUCUUUCUAGGAUAUAGGUUACCUGAGAUGGGCGACCAGAGCCCAAAGGCAAAAAGGACAUGGGAAAUUUACAACAUACUAGGUGAACAUAAGGCAAAGAUGCAACAAAACUCAGUCAGGAAGAAAGUAAAGCUUGGUACGAGUGGGUUCUAUUAUGACACAUAA
Trichomonas vaginalis G3 is the source of this 1068-nucleotide messenger RNA. RefSeq names its product protein of unknown function, DUF4106 family. Lineage: Eukaryota; Parabasalia; Trichomonadida; Trichomonadidae. The transcript has a single exon. The record is from RefSeq and is a predicted model, not a curated record. The coding region runs from base 1 to 1068 and encodes 355 amino acids.